Hylaeus volcanicus is the source of this 5085-nucleotide messenger RNA. RefSeq lists its product as uncharacterized. Gene Ontology annotation, cellular component: LUBAC complex. The transcript has 9 exons. NCBI's taxonomy places the organism in Eukaryota, Metazoa, Arthropoda, Insecta, Hymenoptera, Colletidae. Gene Ontology annotation, biological process: proteasome-mediated ubiquitin-dependent protein catabolic process; protein linear polyubiquitination. Gene Ontology annotation, molecular function: ubiquitin binding; ubiquitin-protein transferase activity. The record is from RefSeq and is a predicted model, not a curated record. Bases 525 to 4781 code for a protein of 1418 amino acids.
AAUAGAGAACCGGAGAGUAUCUUUGUCGUGCGUUCGGCAGCGUCGCCGUCGGUUUCGGAGUAAAAUUUCGUCGGUCGAUUUACGCCGUUCCGCGAUACAUUCCUCGCGCGUACACGCACGGGGCACGCGAAACUCGAUCGGAACACGACCAACGACCACUCCGGGGUGGAAGUUCGCGUCCGUGGCGCGAGUUUCCCUCGCGAGGCUCCGAACGUCGCGAAAACGCGAACCGUGGCUGCGGUGUGUCGGACAGAUGGAUGAGAGGGAACGACGAGGAACGCACUGGGAAACGGAGGAACGACGAAACGAGGCGAAACCAGAGUAAGGUACCGAAUGCCUCGGCGCGCGUACACCGCAAGAUUCCUCGAAGGUUCCACGAGUUCGGGUUCACCUACAGACGAACUGGAAGGAAGUUGAAAACCGCAUUCGAGUGAAUCUAAAUAAAGAACUACGGCAGCGGAUGAGCCUGAGGAACGGGGCGGAGGCUGGGAGCUCUGGCGAAGAGGGAUAUGCGGUGAGUAAGAAUGGUACAACGAGCCGCAUGCAGCGUUGAGGCGAACACAUUCCCCAAUGGCGUACGGAUCAGCGACCGGGAAGCAACAGGGUCGAACGUCGCCGCGACGGACGCGACGUUAGACCGCGUAUCGCGCGACGCCGAGGAAGUACGCGGAAACGCGAGGUUCUCUUUGUUCAAGUGGUUCAAACGGUCCGGGAAUCGCGAGUCGAGCCUCGAGAAGCGACGAAAAACCCUCGACAAGUGUAGAGAAAACGACCCCGACGUGCCUCCCCUCGAACGAAGCGUCUGCUCGAGCACGGAGAGCGUGGACACCUUCUACAGCACCACCACCGUGCGCAGCUUUGCCUUUCACACGGGUACCGUGGGCAGAUGCAACGGACUAUCCUUAGACAUCCUCAAGCAGGCAGCCGAGGUGGGCCCUUUCGCGGCCGGAGCUUCCAAGAUCGCCGUGGGCAACAAAGAGAACCUAGACGCUACCUGUACUCUACCCGCGAAUGCUCACUCUCGCAGAAGGGACAUAACCGCAAGGUACUCUCUGCAACCGUCGGCGACGUUCGCCUCCUGCGGGAACCUACCCUUCCCAGAGAGACGACUGAGCUCCGUCAGGAGGCUCGACGGCGCGGGCGGAAAGAGCAGGAGGGUCCACGUGAAGGGCAAACGACGCGCGCCUAAUCCACCCGUGAACGCGACGAAUGCUCAUGAAACGCCACGGAACAGCAACAGGCGAAAGCGUCGCGCGCCUAAACCGCCAGAGAAGCCGAAGACACCGGUCACCGAUGGCGAAAUGGAUGUAGAGGCGCGCCUGGACGACGGGCAGACGAUUAGCAACGACACCUUGGUGCUUCAGAGAGGAGUUUUGCUGUCGAGGAAGGAGCCAAAGCAAGAGGACGCGGUUCCUCGGGAGAGUCCACCUCCGAUCGUUGGAACUCUGAGCGCAGCCAUGCCGCGACCUUGGUACAAACGCAGCGUCUUCGAGCAUUCUCGAGAGUCCGGAUCGUCCAAACGGGGCGAUGUUCUUCGAGGUUCGUCGACGGUCGAGGCGAAGGAGGAAUGCGCAGCCUCGAGUGUAGUUUCUUCCGCGGGAUACUCGAUGGACGCCUCUUUGUCCAGACUGAGCUUUUUCCAUCGCGGCGGACAGUCGGAGGAGAGGAAGAGGGAUACGAAACGAAAGUCUGGUCUAUCGAUCCUGACCAACAUCAGCGAGCUGGACAAAGAGGCGGCUGCUAUCGUUCAAGAGGAACAGGCUCGCGCCAGGGCCUCCAUGCUGCUCAAGUCCUCGCGGUUCGUCGACUCGUUCGAGAAGAGAAACGAGGUGAACGAGGAGAUCGUCCAGGACAUGGUAGCCUCCGCCAUGGAGAACUCGUCGCCGAGACGAGGGACGCGGGCACUCAUUUCCAAGUUCAACGCCAUCAGCAACAUCACCAAGGUCACGGUCAACGCGAACUUCUUCGCAAAGGGGGGUCGGGAGCAUCAACAGGCGACCAAGUUCGAACGUGACGUCGUGAGGAACGCUAGAGCCAAUUCGUUCGAGCAGACCAAUUGGAAGGAACACACGCGGUUUUCGAGUCCAUCUCUGGCGAGUCAGAGCAGCCACAUCGAGAAAGACAUCUCCAGGUAUUUUCUCCCGCAACAAAAGACCCCGAGUGCCAGGCAGGAGAGUGCAGAGUUUAAGUUGCCUGGAUCCAGAAUCGGUAAAGAACAGACGGAUCGACUCGCGAGCGAGACUUCUGGGAGGAUAUCGUUCCUGCAGAGUCAACUCGCUGCAAAUCGAAUGAACGAUCCUUCGAGCCCUCGAAAGGAGGACGCGGCGACUGCGACGGGGGAGAAAAUGAAAUCAAGACAGGAAGUCGUCGAAAGGAAGGAAAGAAAGUCGAGCAACGAGAACGCCAGGGAGAGCUUGUUCCCUCGCGGUCGUGCCUCCGCCGAGAUCGUCCUGGAGGAGCCAAAAAAAAUGGACAAGCAUCACAUGGAGGGCGUGCAGAAGGAAUUCUCGGACAUCUUCGACGAGAUCGACAAACAGCUGCGCGUGAAGGAGUUGAAAUUCAUCGAUCGUCGCUCAGCCGCUAAUCAGAGGGGCGAAGUUCGCCAAGAGGAAGCUGGAAUAUCAAGUAAGGUAAGCAAAGUGCUCGACAUUCUCGUGGAGGCGGAGAAGGACGCUAAGACAAAGACGAGCGUGCAGGAAAAAUCGAUAGUCGAGGUUGCCUCUCCUUCGAACUCGAAAGCGAAACCAGCCAAGACCAGGUCCCCGACGCUGAACACCGUCGAGGAUCCAGUUACCACGGACCUGAAGGAGAUGCUGAAGGAAAUGAAACACUCGUUACCGAAACGCUCGAAGCCAGGGAAAUUGUUGACGCGCGCAGACGACCAGGGGGUGAUAAAGGAGAACGAAACGUCCGCUGGCCAAGAGAAGACUACCUAUUUCGUGUCCGCGGUGACGAAAGUCGAGAACAUCGCGCUGCGAAACGACUACGAUACGGACAAGCAGAAGGUGUCGUGCUCGGUGCAAACCAGUGGAAACGUGAGAAGAUUGAAUCAACCGACGACAGAGCAGCCGUCGGCGUCGGGCUGGAAACAGGAGAACGUCGUUUACAAAACGUCCGGGAGAAGUCUGGGUGGCACGGGCCUGGUGAAGAACACCUUUCAGCUGAUAAGACCGCGCGAUUUUGCCGAGAUCGAAGCCACCAAGACGACGAGGACUGGUUACAGCGAGAACACGUAUGCGAAUGUGAUCGAACAGUCGCUUUACGCGAACGCUCACGUACCACCUUCGCCUAAACAACGCACCAGUCCUGUUAGAAUUGAAGAGUCGAAGAAGACUAAUAACGACGAUGCACCGACGAAUUCGUCUCUGCCGGCUGAACAAACAACACAGCGCAAGGAUGGCGCCUCGCGGGGUGCCGAAGAAGAGAACAAUUCAACGGAGAAAAACAUGAAUACGCUCGCCAUAAACCGAUUACUCCGAAAGUUGGAAGCUGCGAUUGCAUCUGGUCAUCAUCAACAAGCGGCUGGGCUGGCCAAGGAACUGGCGCGGCUCAAAAUUCACUGCUCCGUAAUUCGACAGCGAUCGACUCGUCUCAAAGAUCAGUUGAUUAAAGUCAAUAUGUACAUUGAGGACAAGCUCGCUCAUCAAGGCCCGAUACCACUCCAGCUGCCGAGCAGAAUGACGGUGGCCGAGUUGAAAACGAAGGUACACACGGAAUUCGAGAUACCGACGAACGUGCAACGAUGGAUCAUCGGUAAGAACCUGGCUGACCGCGAUGGAGCGACGCUGAAAGAGUUACAAGCGGUGGAUGGGUCACCGAUAUUUUUGUACCUCGUGGCCCCAGAUUUGAAACCUGAAAAUGUGAUACAAGUAGACAACCUUAAUGUAGAGAAACUGCCAAAUGUGAUAAACGAUGAAGCAAUUGCGUCUACGGUAGGACUGCAGGCUGUGGAAGAAGAUCAAGAAGUGGUCGAAGAACUUCAGGAGACAGAGGACAAGGAUAUACCAGAGGACGUCAGGAUGGAACGAUACGAGGAACUGAUAUCCUUAGAAAACUGCGACGUUAUACCAAACUCUGAGCCAAUCGAGUGUCCCGUAUGUUUCGUUACAUACGGUCCGCGCGAGGGCGUAAUAUUAAGAGAUUGCCUACAUAUGUUUUGCAGGUCAUGUAUUGCUAAUACGAUUAGAUACUGCGAAGAUGCCGAGGUAAAAUGUCCUUACAGGGAUUCGGAAUAUACUUGCGAAUCCACUCUUCAAGAACGUGAAAUCAAGGCGCUUGUGGAGCCAGAAGUGUACCAACAACAUCUUGCAAAGUCGAUCGCGCAAGCGGAAAACAAUGCUGGGAACAACGCGUUUCACUGUAAAACACCAGAUUGUCCCGGAUGGUGCAUUUAUGAUGACGAUGUGAAUAAUUUCCUUUGUCCCGUGUGUGGCGCAAAUAAUUGUCUCACUUGUCAGGUCAUACACGCUGGAAAAAAUUGUAAACAGUACCAACAAGAACUAAGGCUAUCAAAGGAAACGGACCAGGAGUCGAGAAGAACAGCCGCCAUGCUCGAAGAAAUGGUGGACAGAGGCGAAGCGCUCUCUUGCCCGACGUGUGCGGUUGUGUUGAUGAAGAAAUGGGGUUGCGAUUGGUUACGUUGUUCAAUGUGCAAGACCGAAAUAUGCUGGGUAACGAGAGGUCCACGUUGGGGUCCAGGAGGAAAAGGAGACACGUCCGGUGGCUGUAGAUGCAGAGAAAAUGGAGUGAAGUGUCAUCCUCGCUGCAAUUACUGUCACUGAGAACUAUGAAAAGAUACACUUUACCGCAACAAUGUAUAAGUAAAAAAACAAAAAAAAACAAAAAAAGAAAAUGUACCGGGCGAAUUUUUGUAUGACAUCAACAAAGUACUAAUGUUUUGAGUUCGACCAGUACUCUAAACGUCCGAAACCUUUCAUACGUAUUUAACAACGAGUUUGAUAACUGAUAAAGCGAUACUGAUAACCCGUAUUGGUUACACGCUGCUUGUUCAACGAUUAUCCUUAUCGCAGAACCGUCCUUCGUGGAAUUGAAAAUAAUGAGAUAAUAAAAGAGGUUUCGGUUUCU